AUGGCUUACUCGACAGAAACGAACGCUCCUUAUCUCUUCCCCAGAUCCAAUUCAACUGUUUUACCCGACCCGUCUCGCUUCUUCAGCCAGGAGCUCCUCUCAUCUCCCCUCCCAACAAACUCAUUCUUCCAAAACUUCACUCUCAAAAACGGCGACCAAGCCGAAAACUUCCACCCUUACCUCAUCAAAACAUCUGCUCCAUCUCUCUCCAUCUCAUACCCAUCUCUCACUCACAACCCUUCUGUCAUCUACAACACCUUCACCGCCGACAUCAUCAUCACCGGGUCAGACGGACCCGACCCGCACUCCAGGAAAACUCAUCUAGUCUCUUCCUUCAGCGACCUCGGCGUGACGCUAGACUUCCUUUCCUCUAACCUCAGAUUCUUCCUCGUUAGAGGAAGCCCCUUCAUCACCUGCUCUGUCUCCAACAACAACUCCCCCAUCACAAUCUCAACUCCCCACGAGGUUUUAUCCUUCUCCGGUAACAGGUCAUCCACCAAGUACACCGCCAAGCUCAACAACAACCAGACAUGGCUUAUAUACGCCUCUUCUCCGAUCAAUCUCGUCAACAACAGCGGUUCCACGAUUAACUCCAGUGGGGGAUUCUCCGGUAUCAUCCGGUUCGCCGUGCUACCGGAUUCAGAUUCCGAACCAAUCCUAGACCGGUUCAGUGUCUGUUACCCAAUUUCCGGAGACGCUGACUUCACAAAACCAUUUUCUUUGGAGUAUAAGUGGGAAAAGAGAGGCUACGGAGACCUCCUCAUGCUCGCUCACCCUCUCCACCUCAAGCUACUAUCCGGUUCAACCACCGUUCUAGAGAACUUCCGUUACAAUAGCCUUGAUGGAGAUCUUGUAGGCGUCGUCGGAGAUUCAUGGCUUUUAAAACCAGACUCUCUUCCCGUGACGUGGCACUCUCUCAAAGGAGUCAAAGAAGAUCACCGCCACGAGAUCAUCUCCGCCCUCGUCGAAAACGUCAACGCCUUGGACUCAUCUGCUGACGUCACGAGCUCCUCCUACUUCUACGGGAAACUCAUCGCGAGAGCCGCGAGGUUAGUUUUAAUCGCCGAAGAAGUUUCCCACCUCGACGUGAUCCCGAAGAUUAGAGACUAUCUCAAGGCCAUGAUCGAACCGUGGUUGGACGGGAGUUUCGGACCGAACGGGUUCUUGUACGACCCCACGUGGGGUGGUCUGAUCACGAAGCUAGGGGCUAAUGACUCGGGAGGUGACUUCGGGUUCGGGAUUUAUAACGAUCAUCAUUAUCAUUUAGGUUAUUUUCUAUACGCGGUUGCCGUGCUCGUCAAGAUUGAUAACUUGUGGGGCAAGAAAUAUAAACCUCAGGCGUAUGCUGUGAUGGCGGAUUACAUGACGUUUGGGAAAAAUGAUUCGAAUUCGGUUUAUACGCGUUUGAGGUGUUUUGAUUUUUUUAAGCUUCAUUCUUGGGCGGGUGGGUUAACGGAGUUUACUGACGGGAGGAAUCAAGAGAGUACGAGUGAGGCUGUGAAUGGUUAUUACUCCGCUGCUUUGUUGGGGUUGGCUUAUGGCGAUAUAGAACUUGCGGCGGUGGCUUCGACUGUUUUGUCGUUAGAGAUUCACGCCGCGAAGAUGUGGUGGCAGGUGAAAGAAGACGGUACAAUGUACCCGAGCGAUUUCACUGCGGAGAAUCGUGUGGUUGGGGUUUUAUGGUCGACGAAGAGAGACAGUGGCUUAUGGUUCGCGCCAAAAGAAUGGAAAGAGUGUCGCCUUGGAAUCCAGCUAUUACCGAUACUUCCGGUGUCGGAGAUUCUGUUCUCGGAUGUGAACUUCGCGAAACAGCUUGUGGAUUGGACUGUACCGGCGUUAGCGAGAGAAGGAGGCGUCGGAGAAGGGUGGAAAGGCUUUGUGUAUGCUUUGGAAAGUAUAUACGACAAAGAUGGAGCGAUGGAGAAGGUUAAAGGAUUAAAAGGGCAUGAUGAUGGGAACUCUCUGAGUAAUCUAUUGUGGUGGAUUCACAGUAGAAACUCUGGUGAUGCUUGA
Molecule: messenger RNA, 2013 nt
Organism: Eruca vesicaria subsp. sativa (arugula)
Lineage: Eukaryota; Viridiplantae; Streptophyta; Magnoliopsida; Brassicales; Brassicaceae
Source: the annotation of a GenBank genome assembly